AUGGUCCAUUCACCUGAAGAGCAGCUGCUGUCAUUAUCCCCAGCCCCGAGUUCUCGACGCAAUUCAAACCAUGUGACUCAAGAAUCAUUUGCUAACCUGUAUGAUGAUGGCAGUGAUCGACAGGAAUCGCAAGCAGGUCCUUCGAGCAUUGUCAUGACGCAUGAUAUUAGUGCAAUGUAUACACCUUUUUUCGAAUGUCCUAUUGUUACCCAUGAUCUAUAUAUCCCACUACCUACGACCAUUCGUGGCUACAUCGAAGUACCAAAAGGCAAAUUCACUCAUCCACCUUAUCCUUUACGUAAACGCCAACCGGAAUGCAAACGUCUCGAGCGUACAUAUCAUCCAUUCCUUGACAAAGAGAGCCAUAUUGUAGAAAGAGAGGGACCAUCUUUAUUUCGACGAGCUACAAAACGGCAUAGUCUUGCAAGUGGCCAAAUCGAUCGACUUGUACAUGCACGUCGAGGUGCAGCAGCAGAGAUUCAUGAUCCAAAACAUCAACAGAAUAAAUCGGAUACUGGUGUCUUUUGGCCAAUGGUGACAACAUCUCCUCCACCUCCUCCACCUCCUCCACAACAGCAACAGCAACAACUACAACAACCCGUUCCUAACAAUGGACCAUCUCGUAUUGCAUUUGAUGCCCAUGUUGACCAUGACAAUAUAUCACCAGCCGUCUCACCCCCAAGACAUCCAUUUGAACGAUAA
This is a messenger RNA of Lichtheimia ornata, 702 nucleotides long. RefSeq lists its product as uncharacterized. The transcript is spliced from 2 exons. The record is from RefSeq and is a predicted model, not a curated record. Lineage: Eukaryota; Fungi; Mucoromycota; Mucoromycetes; Mucorales; Lichtheimiaceae. The coding region runs from base 1 to 702 and encodes 233 amino acids.